AACAAGUCCAGAAAAAAAGAGGAAGAAUGGAAAGUCGCUUAAUCUGCCGCAAAUCACUCAAAUAAAACAAGAUACAUUUCCCAUGUCAAUCCCUCUUUCUUUGAUAUUCUCGUAAUUAUUCUUUAGUUACAAGUCCCUGAUCCCAGAUAAUCACGCACUGCUUUCAUUUCCACGUUCCGUACAUAAAAGCAUUCGUCUUUCAGAAUCUCAUUUCACCUGAAAAACAAAUCCUUCAAGUUUCAUUUUGUUGUUUCCUUCUUGGAAAUCAAUCAGUUUCGGUGCUUUUCAGUGCUCCUGGAUCUUGGGUUGCUCGAGUGUCGAUCAAGGGUUGCUGGAGGAGGCUGAGCUCGAUCACCAAUAACCGCUAUGACCAGCUUCGGGUAUUGGCUUUUGUCUUAAUUUGGAAAGAAAAUUCAAACUUGGAUAGUUCCUUUAGCCAUUUCUACGCAUGAUUUUGGGUUACCUUGGUAGCUAAUCUAGUUUAGGUAGUUUUUUUCCACACGACUUACUUGAUUUGGAAAGCCAUGACUUGGGCUUCGCCCAAAGCUUCCAUUUCAAUGACUCACUAUCCGAAAGCUCUUUCAUGGAUUGUAGUUUCGGUGGUGGGAUUGGCUUUGUUCCUACUUUUUGCUUCCUGGGUUUUAGUGACUUACCCAAUUGGUUCCACGGUUAGCUGGUAUUUCUAUGGUGUUGAUAGUUUGCAGAAAUUGGAUUAUUUGAGCUCUGUAGGCAGUCAAACUUCCCGCGAUUCUCCCCUUCCUAACAAUGUAGAUAAUUUCAAUAAGAAUGUGAAAUCUGAGUCUAAUAUAGAAGUUCCCGAGAGUUCAGAUGGGGCACAUACAAAAGUGGUUGAUAAGGAUUUCCCCUCUGAUUCCAAUUCACAAGUUCCCAUGAAUUCCGAUGGUUCAGUGGUUGUUUCAGAAACUAAAGAUAUCAAAGAUCUAGCAGCUCUGCAGGCAAAUUUACCUGGUCCAUCAGUUAUCGAAAAUGUUGCAUCAGUAGAAUCAGCUGGUCCAUCAGUGCCUGCUGGUUCAACCGGCUCUUCGAUUGAUGACAAUAUGAAACUAACUGCUAAGAAUUUGUCAUAUGAGUCCAAUCCCCAGCUGUCCUUGAGUUCGGUUGGUCCAUCAAUAGUUUCAGAAACCAAGGAGACAACGGAUAUAGCAGAACCUGCUCUUGGACCGUCUAAUAGCUCAAUGCAAGAAGAUGGGGCUAAGGUUGUUUCUGGUUCGUCCAAUGUUACAGAAAUUGAUGAAACUGGAAAGCCUGUUUCUGUAGGUCUUUUCAACAACUCAAACUUCUUACAGAUCGAGCCAAAUGAUUCUGUUUCAGAUCCUUCUGAUUCCAAAUCUGGAAGCAUGCCAGCUUCUUAUUCUCUGCCCAGCAAUGCAAGCACUGGUGGUUCGGUUGAUUCAGGCUGUGAUCUAUACAGUGGAAGUUGGAUUUAUGAUUCAUCAGGACCAUUGUAUACGAACAAUACAUGCCCUGUCCUGACACAGAUGCAAAAUUGCCAGGGAAAUGGGAGACCUGACAAGGAGUAUGAGAAUUGGCGAUGGAAGCCCCUUCAGUGUGACCUGCCACGUUUUGAUGCCAGGAAAUUUCUACAGUUGAUGAGGGGGAAGACAAUAGCUUUCAUUGGUGAUUCAGUUGCUCGAAACCAUAUGGAAUCAUUGUUGUGCAUUCUCUGGCAGGUAGAAGUUCCAAAAAAUAGGGGCAACAAGAGAAUGCAACGAUUUUUCUUCAAGUCAACAUCUACGUUUGUAGUCCGGAUUUGGUCCUCAUGGCUUGUCAAGCAAACAUCUGAGCCAUUUGAUUUUGCUCCAGAGGGUGUGGCGAAGCUCCUCCUUGAUGCCCCUGAUGAACGCUUCAUGGAUCUCAUCCCACAGUUUGAUGUGAUUAUUUUCUCUUCUGGCCAUUGGUUUGCCAAGCAGUCUGUCUAUAUCUUAAACAAUGAGAUUGUGGGAGGGCAGUUGUGGUGGCCAGACAAAUCCAGGCCUAUGAAGAUCAACAAUAUUGAUGCAUUUGGAAUAUCCGUUGAGACAAUUCUCAGGGCUGUUGCAACACAUCCAAACUAUACAGGGAUUGCCAUUGUUCGUUCCUAUUCACCUGACCAUUAUGAGGGUGGGGCUUGGAAUACAGGCGGAUCAUGCACUGGGAAGGUAAGGCCUCUUGCAAUUGGUGAAGUAGUGGAAAAUGGCUUCACAAAUAUAAUGCACCAAAAACAGAUUAUGGGUUUUAACCGCGCAAUUGAGAAAGGAGUGACAAACAAAUCGAAGUUGAAAUUGAUGGAUAUCACUAAACCUUUUGAGUACCGCCAUGACGGGCAUCCAGGCCCUUACAGAAGCCCUGACCCGAAUAAGAAAACACAACGUGGCCCUGAUGGAAGGCCCCCACCGCAGGAUUGCUUACACUGGUGCAUGCCAGGUCCGGUUGAUACAUGGAACGAAUUUGUGCUUGAAAUCAUAAGGAGAGAGUAUGAGGGCAGCAACAGCUCUUCCACAUGAGAUAUAUAAUGUGCCUUGUGUUCUCAAAGUGGAAAGGUAACUAGUCUGUGAUAUUUAUCUUAUGUCCAGAUUGGGGCCAAGCUUACAUAAUAACAUUUUUUUAUUCUUUUAAAUAGCUUGUAGAUGUUAUCUAUUGUAACAGAUGGGAGGAUUAGCGGCUAAGUGUGUACUUUAAGAUAAUUUUAGUAUAGUUAUCAAAACGGUUAUGUACUCUAGAAAAUCCUUAUUUGUGUUGUAAAAUACAACUGUUGUGUGAAACAUAAGAUGGUUUUGGCAACU
Prunus avium (sweet cherry) is the source of this 2783-nucleotide messenger RNA. RefSeq names its product trichome birefringence-like protein (DUF828) (gene YLS7). The record is from RefSeq and is a predicted model, not a curated record. Gene Ontology annotation, cellular component: Golgi apparatus. Gene Ontology annotation, molecular function: O-acetyltransferase activity. NCBI's taxonomy places the organism in Eukaryota, Viridiplantae, Streptophyta, Magnoliopsida, Rosales, Rosaceae.